This is a messenger RNA of Bicyclus anynana (squinting bush brown), 1557 nucleotides long. Its product is annotated as palmitoyltransferase ZDHHC1-like. Bases 169 to 1197 code for a protein of 342 amino acids. Gene Ontology annotation, biological process: protein targeting to membrane; peptidyl-L-cysteine S-palmitoylation. The transcript has a single exon. Gene Ontology annotation, cellular component: endoplasmic reticulum; Golgi apparatus. Lineage: Eukaryota; Metazoa; Arthropoda; Insecta; Lepidoptera; Nymphalidae. Gene Ontology annotation, molecular function: protein-cysteine S-palmitoyltransferase activity. The record is from RefSeq and is a predicted model, not a curated record.
UCAUUGCAAUUUAAAUUUUUGCGCCAUUUUCGAUAGCAGUAGAAAAGCAGCAGAAAGGGUGACAUGGAUAUCGAUGCGCGCGCAAUUCCACAUCUACCCUACUUAUUUGUUUGACGUCGUCAGUGGUUAAGGUUACGACUAAGUUAUUGUGAAAUAUUCAUUUAUUAAAUGCACAAAUGCUGUACAACACUCCAAGUUCAGAGGUCCCGAAGACGAUUAAAUGGAUUGCAACUUCCUUUAAACUAUUGGCAAGUUAUCGGAUGGGUUGUCUUUUUGAUAACAGCGUCAUUUAACUUAGUAGUGUUAAUUCAGAUACAAUUUUACGAGUUGAAACUGGUGUCGAUCAUAGUUUAUGUUGUUUUGUAUGCGUUUCAUAUAAUUUCGCAUCUCGCUGCGUUACUGUUGGAUCCGGGAGAAGCGGAUUUACGGAAGCAGGAAGCGAGCACUGUCCCAGAGUUUGACCGUACAAUUCACGCCCACGUAAUAGAAAAUGGGAGAUGUCAUUUGUGUAAUAUAAACACCAGUUCUAGGAAGACUAAACACUGCGGCAUAUGCAACAAAUGUGUAGACGGCUUCGAUCAUCACUGCAAGUGGUUGAACAAUUGUGUCGGUCAGCGCAACUACACCGCCUUCAUUCUGUGUGUCAUUUCAGCGUUAUUGAUAUCGUUGUUUACAUCAGUUUUGUGUGUAACAGAUAUUGUAUUGUUUUUUAAAAAUCCAGAUCAGCUAAGUUUGAUGACGCAACAAUUUGUAAAUUGUACACAAGUAGCGAAUGUAAGUUGCGACACUCAAUAUUGUGCACGUUCGAUAUCGUUUGUAACAUUCCUGUUUGUAUUGUGCGUUUCUGGUUUAGCUAUUGCGUGUGCUUUGUUACAUUUGAUAUGUUUUCAUGUUUACUUGUCUGUCCUGGGCGUCUCUACCUACGAAUACAUAAUAAAAAAUCCCCAAACGACUUCAAUAAAUUUUCGGUGCUGUAGAAAAAAAAUUAGACAGCUCUACCUAAUUAAUGGGCAUAAAACAAAAACCAACGAGAUUCCUAUGGAAAAAGCGGUUUAUAACCAGAAUACAUCGCAAAGUGAAUCUAACGUUCAAAGUUUCUUAAGUGACUUAAUUAAUGACGAAAUUAAUAAGGCUAAAAAAAUUUUCUUGUACGAUAAUAAUAAAAUUCACCCAAGUAAUGAAGACGGAAUAAGUUAGCAAUUUUUAUAAAUUGGGAAUUUUGAACAUCUGAGAAAUGUACGUACCUAUGCUUUUUGGUCAAAUCUUUUAGUUAGAAGGUAGAACAGAAAAUAUGUUAGUUUGAUAGGUACAUAAUAUAUUUAUCAAUAAGUAUAAUGUAGGUAUAUUGUUAUCUGUUUUAAUGUUUGUAUAAAUUUAGCUUUGUUCAACUGCCGAGUGCCUUAAUUGUUAUACUUUUAUUUAAUAUUUCGAUAGAUUUUUGUUCUUUUGUAAUUUAUAUAUCUGAGCAAUUAUGUACUAACCAAAAUACAAAAGUUACCGUACGUACGUACCUACCUACUUGUUAUAUUUUUCUAAAUAAAUUGUUGAAAAUCGUAA